Messenger RNA from Folsomia candida, 9630 nucleotides. It is a transcript of the gene Unr, whose product is annotated as cold shock domain-containing protein E1. The record is from RefSeq and is a predicted model, not a curated record. Gene Ontology annotation, molecular function: nucleic acid binding. Lineage: Eukaryota; Metazoa; Arthropoda; Collembola; Entomobryomorpha; Isotomidae. Bases 2619 to 6557 code for a protein of 1312 amino acids. The transcript is spliced from 13 exons.
GACUUUGUGAGGAAUAGAGGAUGGCCGACCAUGUUACAUUAUUAUAUGUAGUUGGCCAAGUCGACGAUAUUGUUGCUGGCAUUAGUGUUGAUUCGAAAAGUCAGUGAGUUCAUACUUCGUGAGGUACGUUAUUUGUAAGCUGGGGGCUUUGGUAACUCUAAACUACAAUUGGUAAUUCUAAAAAACUAAAUAAUUAUUAUUUCUAAAAUAUUAAGUAAAAAAGCAACGACGAGUCUGUCUCAUCGAGUGAAAUUAUUUAAUCUAAUAACUUUUAGGUAGGGAGUUCCGAAUUAGGUGUAAAAUAAUACGAAAUAUUGAGAAAAGGAGAGAGAAAGAAAAUAAUACGAGCCACUCUACGCUAAAAAAAACUUGACUACUGUACUAUCUGUAACUAACUAUUAUUGUUAUUAUUGUUAUUAAGAUAAAGCAUCUCUGGACUGGAUUGUAACGAAACCAAACCAUCUCAAUCUUACCGCGAGGUAGGGACAAACAAUUAUUUAUUGUUAAUUGUUCACCACUACUUUUCUAUACUGUAUGUAACUAACUAUCACACACUACACACUCUCUCUGCUACAUUUACUAAUUGCGGUAGGGAAUUUGUGCGGUCACAGAAAUUUCGAAUCACAAACCAACUCCGUAUUACUGCUGGCUAACGACGAGAGUCAGGAGCAGGAUAGUAGGAAGGCAAAGAAAUAUACUAUUUUUGGAAAUUGUUACUAAAUAAGUCACUACUUAAGUAGAUAAGGAAAAUAACGUCAGCGUUUAGUCGUUGUUGUUGUUGAUGAUAAGUCCGAUCCGAAGUACUCAGAAAAAGUUCAACAUUAUUCAUAUUUAGACUUAAUAACGAAGGAAGAAGAAGAAGAAGGACGGAAAGUGCUCCCUAGAAUAUAAUACAUACGUACGUACUAUAGUAGUUAAGUAAUAAGAGACGAAUUAAAAAAGGACAGAGUUAAUUAAGGAACGAGGAAAACAGUUUUUUUUUCUUUUUCAACCCAAAAACGAGUGAAACGAGGAUUUUUUUUAAGGUAGGACAGAGGCAGGCAGACAGGUAGAUAAACGAAAAAGACCCCACUACUUGAUUCAUUUCCACUUUUAUUCAUCCCUUUUGGGGCCAUAGAGAAGAAGAAAAGGACGAAGCAGAGAGAACAUACCAAGGACUAAUUAAGUAAACCAAGUGUUUUAUUGUUAUCCUAGUUCGUAAUUGAAACUGAGUAUGCAAAAGCAAUUGUGAUGUCCGAAAUUCACCAUUCACAACUCUCCUACAAGCUUAUCGAGUAAGUUACUGCGGAAAUUAUAACGCAUAUUAUUAGAUACUCUACUCACUCUUGUAGAGCUAUCGUCGUCAUCCUCUCGUUUCAUCGUCGUCAGUAUAAAAGCAGAGAGCAUCUGUAAGCGAGGUGCACUAAACACACACUACUAUAUACGUUAUAUGAUUGAUUGAUUGUAGUAGGAAAUUUCGACUCGGCGACUCGAUAACUGUAAUAAGUUGAAAUUUUGUAACAGGGACACUAGGGAACUUUCGCAACUUACUGUGAUAUUUGUAAAAAGUCAUAAGAGACUCUGGAAACUCUUGCAUUAAAACAAAACAAGUAAUCUAAGCAACUUAAGAUAAUAAAACUGAGCCGGCUAAAAAACACUACAAGUGCAUCCAUAUUAUACUACUGUUAUAAUAAUAAUACGCUAAAUAUAUAAACAUAUAUAUAUAAUUAGAAAAAGUAAGCGAUAAUAAAAUGCUGGAGGAGUAGGACAGCAACAACAAGCAAUGUAUGAGAGCAGGUGCUUAUCAUCGUCGUAGGCCACCACUAUCUGCAUUAUUAUUACAAUAAUAAGAAGAAAUACCUUAGUAGAAGACAGGAAGGAAGGCAGGUAGGCAGGAGGAUUAUACUAGUAGAAAGGGGAGGAAAGUAAGAUAGGAUUAGGACCACCUCAACUGAAACCAAAGCAAAAGAAGAAGAAGGGGAACGUACGAGGCUAAUUUCUAAACGACAUCACCAUCAUCGACAAACCUAAAACCACACCCUUUGCGGACUGAGCUCAAAACAAGUUGACCUGGAUUGAUAUUGAAAGACGAAGAAAGAAGAAGCUACUACUAUUCCGAAACCAAGUCAUUUAGUAAAUUGCAGAAGAAUUGUUUAAAGAACUACUCGGGUUGCCGUUGACCUUAUAUAUGAUUGAUUGCAACAGCAACGAACGACCUUAUUGUCAAAUCAAAAAUAAAUAAAUCAGCUCCAUGUUAAACGAUAUAUGCAAGUCGAAAGAAUAAGUAACGAACUAACUAACUACACAUACAUACGUGACGCGAAACUAACGUCAACCGUUCUGAGUGCCCAUUUUCAUAGGAAACAACCUACCGUUAAGACUUCAACUAUUCUAUUCUUAAAAAAAUACAGCCCAUUUCACUAACCGUGUGAUCAUCACUAUAAAAUAAUAUUUUAAAAAAGAAGAAAAAAAACCUGCUAAAAAACUUUCAAUUGCUUGCCACAGAGCAGUUUGUCUUAUUAGAAGAAUAAACUUUUUAGUAAAACGAUAAGUGAACAAAUCUCUGCAAUAAUCACCACCAUCGUCGUAUUCCAAAUAACGACUCCAGAUACAGAUUCAAAUCUAAACCUAAGUCUUCAAUGUCAAGCUGGAACUUUGGGGGGAGUCGUGGCGUGGGGGCCGAUCCCUCGGGAUUGUUGGACCUCAAGGCCCUCCUCAACCAAGUGACUGGGGGCUCUCUCGGGCCCGUUGGUGGGCUGGGAACGGCCGUCGGAAGUGGGAACCGUUCUCUGGGUGGGGGGUCCCGACUCCAAAAUUCAUCCUCCAUCUAUGGCAAUCAUGGCGGCUGCGGAACUGACUUUGACCUGAUAGGUAACCCUGCCGGCGUGAUUGGGUCGAUGAACAACCAUUCCGGACUGGAUUUGGGGGGCUCUGGAGGGGGAGGUUUCGAUCCGUUCUCGUCCAUGUCUACUUUCGGCUUCUUCAAUCCAAAGGACCCCAAUGGCCAACAACAACAACAACAACACCAACAAAGUAGCAACAGCCAUAACUUGACCGUACACGGGAUGAAUAAGAGUCCUACUUACCAACAACACCAACAACAACAUCAGCAGCAGCAACAACAGCAACAGCAACAAGGGGAAGUUUCUCCAGUUUUUGGCUCAUCCCAAUCUCCAAUCAACUUUUAUGGGGGUGGUGGAAACAACUCUUCCUCCCACAACAACUUCUCAUCCAACUCGUCGGAAUCUAACUAUGCAACUACUAACAAAUUUCCGAUCAGCACCUUCUCCAUUGAUGACACCAUCCCGGGACGAGAGAAUCGCCAGCGAGAGCGAGAGUUACGUGAGCAGCGAGAACUUCGCGAGUUGAACUCUGCAUUUAGUAACUCUGGAAAUGACGACUCUAGCAAUAACUUCCACAUUUCUCAUUUCGGAUCUACUAAUUCGUCCUCCUCCAACAAUUACCGUGAGCGCGACAACGUCUUCAACAAUACCAGCUCUGGAAAUCAUAGCAGUAACAGCAACAACCACACCAACAAUCGCCAGACAAGUGAGCAGGGGGAGGGAACUUCUUUCAAUCAGAAUCAGGGAGUUCGAGAGACUGGAAUCAUUGAGAAGCUUCUGCAUUCAUAUGGAUUUAUCCAGUGCUGUGAGCGACAGGCUCGACUAUUUUUCCACUUUAGUCAAUUUGAUGGAACCAUUGAACAUCUCAAGUUGGGCGACCCUGUGGAGUUUGAGAUGACGUAUGAUAGACGAACUGGGAAGCCUAUUGCUAGUGCGGUCACAAAAAUUGGACCUGAGGUGGUUCUAAGUGAAGAAAGAGUGACUGGUACGGUCACAACAGAGUUGCAUCACGAGAGCAAUGGAGAACUCCAAGGACGGAUCAGCUAUGAAAAUAGAGGAGAGUGCUUUUUCUUGCCCUACUGUCAAGAAGACAUCGAAGGAAAUGUGACUCUGUCCGUGGGAGAUACCGUGAGCUUCCAAAUAGCCACCAACCAGAGAAGUGGAAACUUGACGGCGAGAUAUUGCCGACUGGAAAAUCCAGCACGACCUGUGCGAUACAGGGGGGUAGUUGGAUCCUUGAAGGACAAUUUUGGAUUCAUUGAGAGGGCGGAUGUCGCUAAAGAAAUAUUCUUCCAGUUCUCUGAAACUCGGAUCACUGACAGCGUCACGAUCGGAGAUAACGUGGAGUUCAACAUCGUGACUCGAAGCGGAAAAGAAGUGGCAUGCACUAUCACCAAGUUGCCAUAUGGAACUGUUAGCUUUGAGGAUAUUGGGAUGGACACGUUGAAGGGACAGAUUUUGAAGCCAAUAGACAAAAGUCAAUGUCCAAGUCCUGCUGCUCUUGGUCCCACACCUCGUUCGGAACAAGCUGAGGGUAGGCUUCGUUAUCGUGGACCGGAUCGCCAAGAACUGGAAGUUGUGUUCGGAGAGAAAGAUCAAGUUGGAUUCUUUACUAUGCGACAUGGGGACUGGGUCCAGUUUCAGUUGGCUAUCGAUCGUCGCAAUAAACAACAGAGAGCUACAAAUGUAGUAUUAUUAGAAGAAUCUUUCUCAGUGUCCGGAGAAAGGCGUGAAGAGGGAGUCAUUUCUGGACUAAAAGGAGAUUGUGGAUACAUUACUUGUGCUGAGCGAGAUCAGAAAAUGUACUUCCGCAUUUCAGAGUGCCUGGAAUACAAUCGUCAGCCCAAAAUUGCUGACGAUGUAGAAUUUACUAUUGUUCAAGAUCCCACCAGUCCAGUGCGUCAAUCUGCUAUCCGAAUCAAGCACUUGAAGCAUGGAUCGGUUCAGUUUGAAGUUCCAGUAAGUCAAGGUCUUCACGGAGUUGUUACUCGAGAGCCGUCCACCCCAUGGGUGAGUCAGGAAGCACUUGCUGGGAUUUUACCGUCGUUGUCCAACCUUGGUCUUCCAACCAACUUGACUGAAAGGCUGAUCCAAAGCCUUUCCAGCUCUGAAGUACUCGCCCAGUUAUCCGGCAAUAACGGAAAUGAUGCUCAAGGAGAGCCGGGUGUAAUUCAGUAUGCCGAAGCUAGCGCCAACGGUGGCUGGCCCCGGCAGCAAGAUACCAUUCAAUUCCAUUGGAAAGACUGCAAACAUCUUCGAAACAUUCGGGUCGGUACAAAGAUUGUAUUCGACAUACACCAAGUCCGCCGCAACCGAGAACUGGUGGCAGCUAAUAUACGAGCCGACAAUUCCUGUCCUCUGUCGGAAAGCCCGACCAGUCUACUUCAACAAUUUGCAAAUGCUUCUGCAGCGCCCGGAGGUUUUAACCACGGAUCGUUGAAUACAUGUGAUAUGGGGGCUCUCAUGAGCUCACUUCUUGGAAAUAGCAAUAAUACGGCGGAUAAUACCAUACCAGUUGGAGGAGAUAAUUUAGUUAACGAAAAUCGCAACAACGAUGUCUUUGUUGGAGCAGAAAAGGAGAAUAGCAUCUCGAGUAGCCAAGAGUAUCUGAUGAGAUUCUCUAAUUCUACCCAACACGGUGGCCUAAGCUUUGGAGCGGAUGAACCCGAAAACAAUACUAACGGUUUAUACCGAGAAGAAUCCUGUUCGGACAUUGAUGAAAUUGGACAAGGGGAUAUGUACAUGGUUCGAAAAUCGAGCAGGAGUCCUUCAGACUCUUCUGAUGUCGUUGCCGUAAAUGGAAGUUACAGUGGGUACUCGGAGGACAACCCGUCUCCUCCCCAGUCAACGACUAAAACUCCUCGCGUCGUAAUGAAGGGGUACAUUGCAGCCUUGAAAGAUGGUUUUGGUUUCAUUGAAACUAUGGCCCAGGAUGGGGAGAUAUUUUUUCAUUCAAGCUCCCUGGUUGGAGAUUUUGCAGCUUUGGAAGUUGGGCAGGAGGUUGAAUACGUUGUUAGCAGCAAAGGAAGCACAUCUGGAAAAAAUGCUGCAGAUAUUGUUAAGCCCCUCCCAAAGGGUUCAAUCGGGAGAGCUGCCGUGUUUCCUGACAUUCUUCAAGGCAUUGUUGUUCGACCCCUUCGAGGAGCCAACCCAGACCAAACCGAGUACACUGGACUUAUCGAUGGGCAGGAUGGACAAGCUUAUCCAUUUGGUAUCAUAUCAAUGCUAAACAAGAAGGAACUGCUACAGUCGGGAGAAGCUGUCGAAUUUCAACUGGAUGCUCAAGGAAAACCAGUAAAUAUUCGAGCUAUUCGAAAGAAACUUCGUGCUACUGUUGAGGCAGUUAAAGGCCAAUAUGGAUUCUUGUCGUAUGAGUUGGAAGAUGGGAAAAAAUUAUUUUUCCACAUGUCAGAAGUUAAAGAUCAUCAACAUUUGAAUCCUGGCGAUGAAGUUGAGUUUGUUAUUCUUCAGAAUCCACGAAAUGGAAAGUCAUCCGCGUGCUCCGUGGUCAAAGUCGGGUGCGUAGUACAAAAAAUUAGUGAAAGUCAACGUCCAGAACGCCUUCUGAAUCGUUUGUCAAAGUUGUCGGUGGACGAAUCUGCUCCUAGACUGGUUGUGGUGCGCCAACCUUUCGGCCCUGAUGGCACAAAGGGGUUCGCCCAACCGCGUGUCCCACGCAAACCGGGUGUCUUAAACAUGAGCCGCGACUCAACCAGUAGCGCUGGCAGUCAAUAAUUUAUUAUCAUGUGUAUAAGUGUGUCAGUUGCAUGCAUAAUCUAAUCUUCUACAAUUGCUGUGUGUAAUUGUCGUCCCGUCGCUUUCAUCAUCAUCGUCGUCAACAUCAUCUACUAAAUCCUAAACUACUUUGUCGUCUGAAAAGGUAUCUUCGUUGAACAACUUUUUAGUUUGUAAUAAGAGUAAUCCUACUACUACUACCACUACUUUUGUUUGGAAUUUUAGUCAAUGUCCCACCCAAUUACUACUAAUGGUACAUUACUUUUUUUGUUCGACGUUGAUAAAGUAUGUAAUACAAAUGCAAUCGUAUAUUGGUUGCGUUGCUCCAAGAAAUGAUAAUUAUGAUAAUUAUGAUCUUGAAUCUAAGGUGCUACAACUGAUAGGCUGGAAAAGUUUGUUUGAAUUACGAGUAUGUAACAUAAUGAGUAACGUAGUCACAUCACGUCAUGUCUUUGAUGAUACCGAUAUAAACAAGUGUUCGAAAUGUCUCCGUUAACCUUGAGUACUGCACAUACAUAUUAUUAUUAUUAUAAUUAUUACUAUUAUUAGCCAUUGUCAUCUUUAUGAUAUGUAUCUUAUUAUUAUUAUAAUUAUUAUUAUUAUUUGAGUAACGUGAGUUGGUAUGAAACUGUAGGUAACGUUAAAUGAUUUUUGAAAGAGUGGUUGGAUGGAAAGCGAGUGAGCGUCUAUAUGUGAGCAUUUACCGAUGAUGAUGUAGUUCAUCAGAUUACGAUUCGCUUACAUUACUACACUAUAUGUAUAACAAGUUUUAAAAUCUAAGAACUAGGGAACGUUAAGUAUUUAGAUGUCAAGGUAUAUGUAAGAAAUCUCCAAGAACGGAAAAGACUGCAUAAAAUAAUUCAUCAAACUACAAUACAAAUGAAACUAGAGACUAUAGGUUAAGGUUUUAAUUUAUACAUCAUCAUCUAAAUCUAGCUCAUUUUUGCAACCUAGAGUAUUUCAUUUUUACCAGUAGUUCUCAAAAUUCUUGCUUACUUAUUUUGCAACUGGGUUUCCCCUGUUUAUUAUAUUACUAUAUUUAGGAGAAGGGCAAAUAUGAUAUGUAACCUAAAGAAGAAGCCGUAUCUUUUUGAGAAGACUUGAACCAAUCCCAUACAAUAAUAUUUAAGCCUUUUGUUUUUAUUAAUUAUUUUAGCAGGGAAACUACUGCUUCUUAAAAUAUUGUUCUCUUAUUACUCCAUGUAUAUCCCAUAAAUAUAUGUUGUGCGACAUACAUAUUUAAUAUGCUUCAAGCAGUUAGAUGAUGUUUUUGAUCCGAAUUUUGUGUUGCUACCUGUAAUAUAUGAUAAUUUCUUUAUAUAAGUAGAUUUUGUUUUCCAAAAGAGUCGACAUCAUCCAUCAGCAGAGUAGAUGAGAAAAAACUACUUUGCUGGCUCUUGAAGAAUAAUAUUCAAGAAGAAUUUGCCAAACGCAAUUUGAGCGAUCUAGGUAGAAACGAAAAGUUACUUAUUAAGACAACAUUAAACAAAAUAAGCAACAAUUUGCCUUAGUUAAUUGUCUGACAUGGGCUGCCACAAUCUGUAACGGAAAGUGGGUGUGGCGGCACAGUAUGCAAUUUUUUCAUCCAUACACAUUCUAGCAAAAGUGUGAAUACAUAUGUCGGCGAAAUCAAUCAGUGACCUAUAAAAUACAUCAUAAUAUUUACAAUUUUAGUAAAAAAUCAAAAAAUGUUUUCCAAAGCUGAAUUGUUCUUAUAAAAAAUGUAAAACUUGAGUAAGUACGAAGGAGAGCAGAAGGUGAUUGUAAUAAUGUAAUGUUUCCAAAACUGCAUUCUCUGAAUGGAUAGCUUCUCAGUCUUGGUCCCACAUACAGGCGAAAGACAAUUUUUUUGUUCUUGUCGGUCUGUUUGUGGGACCUUUUCUACUUCCGAUGAUAACGAAUCAAUGUAAAAAUAUCGGUAUUCAGAGAACUGCGGUGCUGAAAUUUUUGUAACUGGGUCGUGAUUGAUUUUAAUAGUCUAUAAUUCCAUUGUAACUAUAUUUAAGAAAUGUUAAGUAUAUUGUACUCAAUACUCUGGACUGGAUAUAAAUACAUACAUGAACAUGAGGAUGAAAAUGAUGGAGAUUUUUUUCCAACUCCACUCCAGACACCAGAGAGAAAGAGAGAACAUUAUUAAUGUCACUUUCGACUUGCCGUCGUCAAAGGCGUUAAUGAAGUUAGGUUAAGGAAAACUACUUUUGCCUACAAGAUAACAUAUAUUAUGUUUACCUUAAUGAGUUACAAGCUGCAGUAUCAAUUUUAGUUUUCUUUAUUAUUCAAGUUCUUGUAUUUUUAUUAGUAAUAUAAUAAGUAAGACCCCAACAAUACUAAAAUGUUAACAAGCAGUGAUUGAAUUCAAAACGGUUAGCAAAGUUGCCAAAGUCUUUUUAGGCUGAUCAAAAACUGAAAAUUACUACUGUUACUCAUGCUUUGGUAACUCAUUCUUUAUUAUUUAUUUAUUAAUAACAUGACUGAAAUCUUUAGCUAAGUAUGUAAGUAAACCAAUUAUGGCAAAAAAAGUUUGGUGAUAAUGCCAACAACAUCAACCAGAAACAGUUGAUACGAUUACAAUAAUAAGCAAGCACUAUAUGAACUAUUAUUAUUAAAAAGUAAGUAAAGUUGACACCCAGACCGUGCUGGUGCGACGUACGUAUGUAUUUACAUGUCGUGUGACAUGCUGAACAAAAUGUAUUUACAAACCAAAUCUUAAUACAUUUCCAAGAAAUGCUUAUUUAAUCCAUUAUUUUAUAACCACCACCCAUUACAUAAUAUAUAUAUGUGUUAUUGUAACAGUAAAGUACGUAACGCGUGAAAUUUAAAACAUGUAGUGAAGGAUCAGUUCAAACAAAAUACUAUGAUUUUAAUUUGAUAGGAUAUGAAUAUUCAGGAUAGUAUUCAGUUAAAUAAAUGACUUUCUUUGCAGACAACCAAAACGCUUUACCCCAAUAUCAAUGUGUAUCACUGAAACAAUCCCAGUUGUAUAUCAAAGUGUUGAAUUGUCCCAGCCCCAUUAUAAAAAUAUGUAAACUAUGGUGUCGAUGACCAACAAAAAGUAAUAAAUCUGCCAAACAAA